Molecule: messenger RNA, 474 nt
Organism: Colletotrichum truncatum
Lineage: Eukaryota; Fungi; Ascomycota; Sordariomycetes; Glomerellales; Glomerellaceae
Source: RefSeq, a predicted model, not a curated record
AUGAAAUUUAUCUCUUUUCUCGGUGCUUUCGUCCCUCUCGCCAUCCUAGUCAUAGCCGACCCUCCCGCAUGUCUUCUUGCCGCCCUCGGCCAGCAAGGUAUUCCAAGCGGAAUAGAACAACUCUGCACGGAAAAGCAGACAGCAAUGCUGAGCAACCUAACAAGCCUCUGCGAAAACAAUGCCCUCAGGCCCGCCUAUGAUUCUUACGCCUCAACCUGCUCAGAGAUUGGCGUCAAGGUAGACUCUCUGCCAGCGUCGUCGUCAGUUCCCGCCGCCACAGUGGAUGGCAUGCCUGGCAGCUCUACACCUCAUGUUACCUCGCCUCCAUCAUCUACCAACAUACCGUUAGUGUCCAUUAGUGCUCCCAGAGAAACUAAACCCGCCAGUACUGCAGGAGCCAUUGCACCUCAUGCCCUCUUAUUCACACUCUUCGGACUUUCAACCACAGGCUUGUUCAGUAUCGUUUUCCUAUGA